AUGGCGGGGAGGGUGGACGGUGCCCAGAAAAUAAUCCGGCUGCGGGUUGCGUUCCUCACGAUCCCGGCUGCCCAGCGGCGUGCCCGUGCAGGACUGCGUCUCGCAGCGGGUUUCCUCCCCGCGUCCCCAGGUAACGUUGUGGAUAGCCAGACCCCCCGGCUGCUGGCGAAUCAGCUGAGGUGGGACCUGACGGCCGAACAGAUAGAAAGCAUGGCCGCCGAGCUGACGGAGAGGACCAAGCUGGUGUACGACCGGGUGGGCUCCCAGGAGCAGGGCGAGGUGUCCUAUGAGAAUACGCUCAAGGCGCUGGCAGACGUGGAAGUGGAAUACACGGUCCGUCGGAACAUGCUGGACUUCCCCCAGCACGUCUCUCCUUGCAAAGACAUCCGUGCGGCGAGCACCGAGGCCGACAAGAAGCUCUCGGAGUUCGACGUGGAGAUGAGCAUGAGGCAGGACGUGUACCAGAGGAUUGUCUGGCUCCAGGAGAAAGCAGAGAGCGCUUCACUGAAGCCUGAGGCAAAGAGAUAUCUAGAGAGGCUGAUCAAACUGGGUAAAAGAAAUGGUCUCCAUCUCCCCGAGGAAACGCAGGAGAAAAUCAAAGCUAUUAAGAAAAAGCUGAGCGUCCUUUGCAUAGACUUCAACAAGAACCUCAACGAAGACACCACCUACUUGCCCUUCUCGAAGGAGGAACUAGGGGGGCUCCCGGAGGACUUCCUGAACUCCCUGGAGAAGACAGAGGAUGGCAAGCUGAAAGUCACCUUGAAAUACCCGCACUAUUUCCCUCUCCUGAAGAAGUGCUACGUGCCGGAGACGAGGAGGAAGGUGGAGGAGAUGUUCAACUCCAGGUGCAAAGAGGAGAAUUGCUUGAUCCUCAAGGAGCUGGUAGACUUGCGGGCUCAGAAAGCCAGUCUGCUGGGCUUCAACACCCACGCAGACUUUGUGCUGGAGAUGUGUGGAGGUGAAGAGCGGGCACAUGCGCUGGGCCGGGUGUGCUGCACUCAGCCCCAGGCACUGACCCUGCCCGUCAUGGUUUUCCUAGAUGAGCUGGCUGAGAAGCUGAAACCCCUCGGGGAGAAGGAACGGGCUGUGAUCCUGGACCUGAAAAAGAAAGAGUGCGAGAAGCGUGGCCUGGAGUUUGACAACCGCAUCAAUGCCUGGGACAUGCGCUAUUACAUGAACCAGGUGGAGGAGACCAAGUACAGCGUGGACCAGAACCUGCUGAAGGAGUACUUCCCCAUGCAGGUGGUCACCACAGGCCUGCUGGCCAUUUACCAGGAGCUGCUGGGGCUCACCUUCCAGCUGGAAGAGAAGGCUCAGGUCUGGCACGAGGACGUCCAGCUCUACACGGUGAAGGACACCUCCUCCGGGGAGAUCAUCGGCAAAUUCUACCUGGACCUGUACCCACGGUGAGGCCUUGGGCGAGGCGAAGCAGGGGAGGAGGGCUGGGGCAGGGGGAACAGACCCUGCCCCGUGCCUGGGGAGGAGGAGAGGCCGUUCUGCUCCCGGACGCUGGGCUCCCCGCAUUUCUCGGUGGCCGCCAUGGUGGCCAAUUUCACCAAGCCCACGCCGGAUGCGCCUUCCCUGCUGCAGCACGACGAGGUGGAGACGUACUUCCAUGAAUUUGGGCACGUCAUGCACCAGCUGUGCUCUCAGGCGGAGUUUGCCAUGUUCAGUGGGACACACGUGGAGCGGGACUUCGUGGAGGCACCGUCGCAGAUGCUGGAGAACUGGGUGUGGGAGAAAGAGCCGCUGCUGCGCAUGUCCAGGCACUACAAAACUGGAAGCCCCAUCCCCGACGAGCUGCUGGAGAAGCUCAUUAAAUCCCGGCAAGCAAACACAGGGCUCUUCAACUUGCGUCAGAUCGUCCUGGCCAAGGUGGACCAGGCGCUGCACACCCAGACGAAGGCCGACCCCGUGGAGGUGUUUGCCCGGCUGUGUGAGGAGGUGCUGGGCGUCCCCGCUACCCCAGGUACAAACAUGCCCGCCACGUUUGGCCACUUGGCCGGAGGCUACGACGCCCAGUACUACGGCUACCUCCGGAGGGAAGAGGUGGUGGGAGACGGCAGCGUCGGCGCGAGGCCGGGCGUCCUACGCGUACCCCGUCUCUCCUCGCAGGUGGGCAUGGAUUACAGGAAUUGCAUCCUGCAUCCCGGCGGUUCCCUGGAUGCUUCCGACAUGUUGAGGAAGUUCCUGGGCCGCGAGCCCAAGCAGGACGCCUUCCUGGCCAGCAAAGGACUGAAGGUGGAGAGCAGCUCGCUGCCUUCGGCCUGCUGAGAAACUGCUCCGUCCCGCUCUGAGUCAAGCCAGCUCCUCUGUCCGCGCCGCAGCCCUCCCAGGCCCAGCGACACCCGGUACUUCUGUCACCAAACGCGUCCUGGGCCAGCGCCGGCCUGGAGCUGUUCCUUCAGGAUCCUGCUCCGAGCCCGCCCUGGGCUUCGGGAG
Molecule: messenger RNA, 2442 nt
Organism: Opisthocomus hoazin
Lineage: Eukaryota; Metazoa; Chordata; Aves; Opisthocomiformes; Opisthocomidae
Source: RefSeq, a predicted model, not a curated record